UCUACACCGACGAUCAGCCCUCCCACCUCCAAAUUGUCUCGAGGGCGAUCCUGUCAUGUCGCAGCCUGCGGGCCUAGUAUAUCUGCCAGAGGAUAUACUCCUCGAAGUCGCGUCGCAUCUUUCCGUGUUCGACGUACUGUCGCUCAAGCAGACAUGCCGCACGUUGUACGCCUUUGGGUCUACCGACUAUCUGUGGCACCGUAUUGUCCAACGAAUCGACAUACCUCUUGACCUCCCGCCGGACACCCCUCUGAGCGCGCUCGCCCACUAUGAGCUGCAACCGAUCGUGCUCAAGGCACUCCGCCUCGAAGCCAACUGGCGAAGGCGUCCGCCACGCCUGAAGACGCUCCGCUUGCUGCCUCGGGACACGCAGGGCCAGUAUGUCGACCAGAUGCACUUCGUACAAGGAGGCAGGUGGCUCCUGACCGUGCAGCGAAACCGACAGAGGGGUCGGCCCGGAUCGCACUUGGAAGUCUGGUCGCUGGAAGACGAGCCGUACGCGAUCGCCAAUGUCGACACCACAGGACUUUACAGGACGGCAGUGAUGGAGCUCAAGGAGGCGAAUCAGUCGAUCACCCUUGCAGUGGGUUACCAGACAGACGACUUGGCGGAAGUCGUCGCCGUUUACUCAGUCCCUUUCCGAGACAGGUCCGAGUUCCUAUUCUACACCGCGCCCACCCUUACGCCGACGACGACACUCCGUGUUUCGCCACACCCCUCGGUGAAGUGGCAGUCCGCCAAAUUCAUCCAUCAACUGUCUUUGUCCGACGGACGACUGGUGGUCUCUGUCGUCGACCCGACCGGGCAGACAGGCAUGAGCCUGCUCCAAGUGUGCUUGAUGGACAUAAAGUCGAGGGUAUCUCGAUGGCUGGACCCAAAGUACCUCCGAGUACGUUUGUCCCGUCAGUGCCCCGACCCCUCGCAUACUAACCUCAGCCCUCAGCGGUUCUCCGACGUGUCAGUCAAGAUCCACGCGCACAACGGGCACCUCCUUCUCCUCGGCCCCGCCCGCCAGAGCAUCACCCUCCGCGUCUACGCCAUGCCCCCCAGCCUCCUCCCCAAACUGUCUUCCGACACCUGCGACCCCGCCAACGCCUUCCUCGACCUCGGGCCCCCCAUCUCCGAGUACGAGCAGCCCCUCCGGCACCACUCGCAGUUCCAAGACAUCAUCCACGUCUCGCCGCCCUCCGCCGCCUCCAUCUCCGCGCUGGUCGUCUGCUCCUUCCACGACACCUCCCCGCGCGUCGGGCAGGUGACGCGCUUCCCUCUCCCGCCGGGCCCGGCCGCGGUGCGCGGCCCCCGCCUCCCCGGCGCGUCGCGCGACUUCAGCAUGCCCUCGCACGUCUCCGCGCAGCUGGCGCAGGUCGGCCCGAGCGGGCGCGCGGUGUGGGUCGAGCACGACUGGGAGGCGCAGAAGAAGCGCUUCAUGCGCUUCCAGAUGCGCAGGGACGAGUGGGACGGCGCCGGGGUCCCCGCGGCGGUGGGCGCGCUCUUACCCCCGGAUGUGGCGCUGCCCUUCUUGCCGGACACGGUGCACUCGCUGGCAUUUGACGAGGUCACUGGACGGGUGUGCCUCGGGUUGUUCAACGGGGAUAUAUACGUAAUGGAUUUUGUGUGAACUUGCUGAUAUCCAUCGAUCUUGCGUACUGAACGCGGACAGCGUACAGCAAUGCUACUCAUCAUUCAUGAUGCAGACGUAGAUCGCGCGUCUCGAAUACCUGCAUAACGGAUACAUUUUGUAGGACCAAUGGAUAAGGUGG
This is a messenger RNA of Fomitopsis serialis, 1760 nucleotides long. RefSeq lists its product as uncharacterized. The record is from RefSeq and is a predicted model, not a curated record. Gene Ontology annotation, molecular function: protein binding. The coding region runs from base 56 to 1618 and encodes 520 amino acids. NCBI's taxonomy places the organism in Eukaryota, Fungi, Basidiomycota, Agaricomycetes, Polyporales, Fomitopsidaceae. The transcript is spliced from 3 exons.